AUGCCCCGCUACACACCCUCCCACAACGUCGUCCCCCCCGAAAUCUUCAUCGACUUCGAAUCCCACUACCGCGAACUCUACGAGCUCGUAGUCCACUACCGCAAUGCUCUUGGUAACGACUCUAUCUUGGGUAUUCUGCGCACUGCUCUCGACGAUGUCGUUGCGCGAAUUGAGGAAGCAUUGCGUUUGAAAACUUUGGUUAUGCGAUGUCAUUUUUAUGGGAGAUCGAGAAUUCGUGGAAAGUACAAGCAAUUACUCCUUACGUUGAGAGCUAUCCAGACGGAUUUGUUGGAGUGUAUGUAUAUUUAUGAUGGGAAUUGA
Messenger RNA from Botrytis sinoallii, 321 nucleotides. RefSeq lists its product as uncharacterized. The transcript is spliced from 2 exons. Lineage: Eukaryota; Fungi; Ascomycota; Leotiomycetes; Helotiales; Sclerotiniaceae. The record is from RefSeq and is a predicted model, not a curated record. Bases 1 to 321 code for a protein of 106 amino acids.